Trifolium pratense (red clover) is the source of this 4063-nucleotide messenger RNA. Its product is annotated as putative ABC transporter B family member 8. The record is from RefSeq and is a predicted model, not a curated record. Bases 262 to 3978 code for a protein of 1238 amino acids. Lineage: Eukaryota; Viridiplantae; Streptophyta; Magnoliopsida; Fabales; Fabaceae. Gene Ontology annotation, biological process: transmembrane transport. Gene Ontology annotation, cellular component: membrane. Gene Ontology annotation, molecular function: ABC-type transporter activity; ATP hydrolysis activity; ATP binding. The transcript has 9 exons.
ACAUAAAGCUUAUGAUAUAUGAUCCAUUUUUGUAUUUUCGCAUGGAAUAUGCCACACUUUUUAAGCCUUGACAAUAAUGCAAAUAUAGUGUUCACACUUGACACUUAUAUAUAAGUACUAGUGUCUAACAACUAAUAUGUAUUAUAAUAUAGGCUUAUAUAGUUCACCUCUCUUCUUUGUUGCUUCAUUAACAAAAUAAUCUUAAUUAGAAGCUAGCUAGGUUUUCACUUAAGCUAGCUAGCAAAUUAAGGAGGAAACCAAAUGGACUCUAAAAAAGAGGAAGGGGUGAGAAAAGUAAAAGAGGGAGGUUCAAUAGGCAUAAUUUUGAGAUAUAGUGAUUGGAUUGAUGUUGUUUUAAUGUUGAUGGGUGCUUUGGGAGCAAUUGGAGAUGGAAUGUCAACAAAUGUUUUGCUUCUCUUUGCUAGCCGUAUUAUGAACAGCUUAGGUGGAAGUAAUAAUAACAAUAGUGAGACUUCCAUGUCUGAGGUUGAAAAAUGCAGCUUAUAUUUUGUCUACUUGGGAUUGGCAGCAAUGGUGGUGGCUUUCAUGGAAGGGUAUUGUUGGAGCAAAACAAGUGAGAGGCAGGUAUUGAGAAUUCGCUACAAGUAUUUGGAAGCUGUUCUUAGACAAGAAGUUGGGUUUUUUGAUUCACAAGAAACAAAUACUUCUGAAAUCAUUAAUAGCAUAUCAAAGGACACUAAUCUUAUACAAGAAGUUCUAAGUGAAAAGGUGCCUUUAUUUUUGAUGCAAUCAUCAUCAUUCAUCUCAGGGAUUUGUUUUGCUACAUACUUCUCAUGGAGAUUAGCAUUAGUAGCAUUUCCAACUCUUGUUUUACUCAUAAUCCCUGGCAUGAUAUAUGGAAAAUACCUAAUCUAUUUAUCAAAAUCAUCAAUGAAAGAGUAUGGAAAAGCAAAUGCAAUUGUUCAACAAGCAUUAAGCUCAAUAAAAACGGUUUAUUCAUUCACUGCUGAGAAGAGAAUAAUGGAAAAAUAUUCAGAAAUAUUAGAUAAAACUUCAAAGCUUGGAAUUAAACAAGGUAUAGCUAAAGGUUUAGCUGUUGGAAGCACUGGUUUGUCUUUUGCAAUUUGGGCUUUUCUUGCUUGGUAUGGAAGUCAUUUGGUUAUGUAUAAAGGUGAAAGUGGUGGAAGAAUCUAUGCUGCUGGAAUUUGCUUCAUAAUGAGUGGAUUAUCCUUGGGAGUAGUACUUCCAGAUUUGAAAUACUUCACAGAAGUAUCAAUUGCUGCAUCAAGAAUAUUUGCUAUGAUUGAUAGAACACCAGAAAUUGAUAGUGAAGACACAACAAAAGGAAUUAUAUUAGAAACCAUAAGUGGCAAAUUAAACUUUGAGCAUGUAAAAUUCACAUACCCUUCUAGACAAGAAAGUGUUGUACUAUAUGAUUUUAAUCUUCAAAUUGAAGCUGGAAAAACUGUUGCAUUAGUUGGUGCAAGUGGAAGUGGUAAAUCAACAGCAAUAGCAUUAGUACAAAGAUUUUAUGAUGCAAAUGAAGGUGUUGUUAAGGUUGAUGGUUUUGAUAUAAAAAGUUUACAAUUGAAAUGGAUUAGAGGGAAAAUGGGACUUGUGAGUCAAGAACAUGCUAUGUUUGGUACAUCUAUUAAGGAAAAUAUUAUGUUUGGUAAAAAUGAUGCUACUAUGGAUGAAAUUGUUGCUGCUGCUACUGCUGCUAAUGCUCAUAAUUUCAUUAGGCAACUUCCUGAUGGAUAUGAAACCAAGAUUGGUGAAAGAGGAGCACUUCUUUCAGGAGGACAAAAGCAACGAAUAGCCAUUGCAAGAGCUAUCAUAAAAAAUCCUGUAAUUCUCUUACUUGAUGAAGCAACUAGUGCACUUGACUCUGAAUCUGAAUUAUUAGUCCAAAAUGCCCUUGAUCAAGCCUCAAUGGGAAGGACUACUUUGGUUGUUGCUCACAAGCUAUCAACAAUCAGAAAUGCAGACCUCAUAGCAGUUAUGAGUAAUGGUUGCAUCAUUGAAACUGGCACACACAAUGAACUAAUCAACAUUCCAAAUGGUCACUAUGCAAAAUUAGCAAAAUUACAAACACAAUUAAGCAUUAAUGAUGACCAAGAUCAAAAUCAAGAACAACAAAACAUUCUUCUUUCUGCUGCAAGAAGUAGUGCAGGUAGAACAAGCACUGCUAGAUCAAGCCCUGCCGUAAUGUUUCCGAAAUCACCAUUACCUAAUGAUAUAAUCACUUCUCAAGUUUCUCAUCCAUCACCUUCAUUUUCAAGGCUACUUGUUCUGAAUUCUCCUGAAUGGAAACAAGGACUAAUCGGAACACUCUCAGCUAUUGCAUUUGGUUCAAUUCAACCGAUUUAUGCAUUAACAAUCGGUGGCAUGAUUUCAGCUUUUUUCGCUACAAGUCAUCAAGAAAUGAAACACAGGAUCAUGAACUAUUCGUUGAUUUUCACUUCUCUAUCGCUCGCUUCUAUUAUACUCAAUCUCUUGCAACACUACAAUUUUGCUUAUAUGGGAGCAAAGUUAACAAAAAGGAUAAGAUUGUGUAUGUUGGAGAAAAUCUUAACCUUCGAAACCGCUUGGUUUGAUGAGGAAAAGAAUUCUAGUGGUGCAUUGUGUUCGAGGUUGAGUAACGAAGCAUCGAUGGUGAAGUCACUCGUUGCUGAUAGAGUCUGUUUACUUGUUCAAACCACUUCGGCUGUGACAAUCGCGAUGAUCAUAGGUCUUGUAGUAGCUUGGAAGCUAGCUCUUGUUAUGAUAGCGGUCCAACCACUUACAAUACUUUGUUUUUAUACGCGAAAGGUUUUGCUUUCUACGCUUUCAACUAAAUUCGUUAAGGCGCAGAACCAAAGCACACAGAUUGCUGUCGAGGCUGUUUAUAAUCACAGAAUUGUGACCUCGUUUGGAAGCAUCGAAAAAGUUCUCAGACUGUUUGACAAGGCGCAAGAGGCACCGAGGAUGGAAGCUAGGAAGAAAUCUUGGCUAGCUGGUAUUGGUAUGGGAUCUGCUCAGUGUUUAACUUUUAUGUGCUGGGCUUUGGAUUUUUGGUAUGGUGGUAGAUUGGUGGAAAAGAGAGAAAUUUCUUCGGGCGAUGUGUUUAAAACAUUUUUUGUGUUGGUUAGUACCGGAAAAGUUAUCGCUGAAGCUGGUAGCAUGACUUCUGAUCUAGCUAAAAGCUCAACAGCAGUUGCAUCAGUGUUUGAAAUUCUUGAUAGACAAUCACUUAUUCCCAAGGAUGGAGAAGAAACCAAUGGAAUUAUGUUGGAAAAGCUAAGUGGAAAAAUAGAACUAAAGAAUGUUGAUUUUUCUUAUCCAAGUAGAGCAAAGACACCUAUUUUGAACAAAUUUUGCUUGGAAGUAAAGCCAGGAAAAAGUGUUGGACUAGUUGGAAAAAGUGGAUGUGGAAAAUCAACAGUGAUUGCAUUAAUACAAAGAUUCUAUGAUGUUGAAAGAGGAUCAGUGAAAAUUGAUAAUGUGGAUUUAAGAGAAUUAGAUAUUCAUUGGUAUAGACAACAAACUGCAUUAGUAAGUCAAGAACCUGUUAUAUAUUCUGGUAGCAUCAGGGAUAACAUUUUGUUUGGAAAACAAGAUGCAAAUGAAAAUGAAAUUGUUGAAGCUGCUAGGUCUGCAAAUGCUCAUGAUUUCAUAUCAUCAUUGAAAGAUGGAUAUGAAACUGAAUGUGGAGAAAGAGGAGUUCAAUUAUCAGGAGGACAAAAACAAAGAAUAGCAAUUGCAAGAGCCAUAAUCAGAAAUCCAAUAAUACUUCUACUAGAUGAAGCAACAAGUGCUUUGGAUGUUCAAUCAGAACAAGUUGUUCAAGAAGCACUUGAUAGGAUUAUGGUUGGAAGAACUACUAUUGUUGUGGCACAUAGACUUAACACAAUCAAAGAACUUGACUCAAUUGCUUAUGUCUUAGAGGGUAAGGUUGUGGAACAAGGAAGCUAUUCUCAGCUUAAGCACAAGAGAGGUGCUUUUUUCAAUCUUGCCAACCAUCAAAUCCAAACUUAGUUAUUGUAAAUGAGUAAUCUUCAUGUAAACUUUGAGGAACAAUAAUAAUAUUUUUAUCCAAGUUUUUAUUAUAUGGUUGUCUCUC